Molecule: messenger RNA, 1251 nt
Organism: Manis pentadactyla (Chinese pangolin)
Lineage: Eukaryota; Metazoa; Chordata; Mammalia; Pholidota; Manidae
Gene: FAM181A
Product: family with sequence similarity 181 member A
Exons: 2
Coding region: 237-1112 (291 amino acids)
Source: RefSeq, a predicted model, not a curated record
UCCGGGGACUCGUCCUCCAUUCAGCCCACUCGAGGGCUGCACAACUGCUUCCAGCCGGACACUCGGAGCUCGCGGCCGCACGGGCCUGGCCCAGGUCUGCGGCGGGGGACCUGCCGGGCCACGUUGGCGGCCCGGGGCCCGCACCCUCGGUCAGCUCUGUACCCUUCCCUGCAGCUGCCAGCCACCAGCAGAAACCGCCCUCUUCAUGGAAAGCCCAGUGCAGUGGCCCCCUGGUGAUGGCAUCCGACAGUGACGUAAAGAUGCUGCUGAACUUUGUGAACCUGGCGUCCAGUGACAUCAAGGCGGCCCUGGACAAGUCCGCGCCCUGCCGCCGCUCUGUGGACCACCGCAAGUACCUGCAGAAGCAGCUCAAACGCUUCUCCCAGAAGUAUUCCCGGCUCCCGCGGGGCCUCCCUGGCAGAGGGGCUGAGCCCCACCUGAAAAGGGGGCCUGAGGACCGGCCUGGGAGGCUGCCCCUCAAUUCUGGCCAUGACUCCAGCCCCAGUGUGGGUGGGGGCUGCAAGAAGUCUCUGGGGAACCCCUAUAGGGAGGAAUGUCUCUCCAAGGAGCAAGCCCUACAGGGGCAGAAUCCAGAAGCUGCCAGGCCUGGCCAGGUGCCCAUGAGGAAGAGACAGCUGCCUGCUUCCUUCUGGGAAGAGCCUCAGCCCACCCACAGCUACCCUGUGGGGCUGGAGGCGGUACUGGGCCCCAGGGAGGGACCUCCGUAUGAGGGUAAGAAACACUGCAAGGGCUUGGAGCCCUUGGGGCCUGAGAUGGCCACGGCGCACACGUCCCCAAGGGUACCGGCUGAAAAGGAGUCCCUCAAGAUGCCUGGGGUCUCCCUGGUGGGUCGUGUCAAUGCCUGGAGCUGCUGCCCCUUCCAGUACCAUGGACAGCCCAUCUACCCAGGCCCUCCAGGGGCCUUGCCUCAGAGCCUGGUCCCCAGCCUGGGCUUAUGGAGGAAAAGCCCAGCUUCCCCUGGGGAGCUGGCCCACUUCUGCAAGGAUGUGGAUGGCCUGGGGCAGAAAGUGUACAGACCUGUGGUUCUGAAGCCGAUCCCCACUAAGCCGGCCAUGCCCCCACCCAUCUUCAACAUCUUUGGCUACCUCUAGCUGGGCUGGGAGGGCCUUGGCAGGAGUGUCGGGGGUCCUGGGGGCUCUCCUUGCGAGGAGUAGGCUGGGCAGUGGUGGUCUCUGGGGAACCUUCCCUUUGUGUGCGUGGGGAGAGGGCAGGACUGGGGGCAGGGCCUUC